Molecule: messenger RNA, 5037 nt
Organism: Daldinia childiae
Lineage: Eukaryota; Fungi; Ascomycota; Sordariomycetes; Xylariales; Hypoxylaceae
Product: DNA polymerase zeta catalytic subunit
Exons: 3
Coding region: 1-5037 (1678 amino acids)
Biological process (GO): error-prone translesion synthesis; double-strand break repair via homologous recombination
Cellular component (GO): zeta DNA polymerase complex; nucleus
Molecular function (GO): nucleotide binding; DNA-directed DNA polymerase activity; DNA binding
Source: RefSeq, a predicted model, not a curated record
AUGGACGUCUUCCGCGUGCGGCUGAACUGCAUAGACCAUUAUCAAGCCAUCCCUACGAUAUAUGACCCUCAACUUCGCAAUGAUAUCCGUCCAUCCCAAUUGAACAAGGAACCCAGAGUUCCUGUCAUCAGAGUUUUUGGCUCGACAGAAACAGGCCAGAAAGUCUGCGCGCAUAUCCACGGCGCAUUUCCGUACUUAUACAUUGAGUAUAAUGGGAGUUUACUUCCCGAUGAUGUGGGUGCUUAUAUAUAUCGCCUUCAUCUCUCUAUUGAUCACGCCUUGGCUGUGAGUUACCGUCGUAGUGCUCAUGAUGGAAAGAGCAAGUAUGUGGCGAGGAUAACCCUCGUCAAGGGAAUCCCGUUCUACGGGUUCCACGUCGGCUAUCGAUUCUAUCUUAAAAUAUAUAUGCUUAACCCCCAGGUUAUGACCCGGCUUAUCGAGCUACUUCAACAGGGAGUCAUUAUGAAGCGGAAGUUUCAGCCUUUUGAAGCACACUUGCAAUAUCUAUUACAAUUUAUGACCGACUAUAACCUCUAUGGGUGCGGAUACAUAGAAUCCCAAAAGGUCUAUUUCAGGGCCCCGGUGCCCGAGUAUAAGAAUGACUUAGAACUACCUCAUCUAUGGCAUAGUCAGUCAGUCUCGACGAAAUUCAUCACCGAGGAUCCGGAUCUUCCCCGUGCUAGUCAUUGCUCGAUCGAAGUCGACAUGUGUGUUCAGGAUAUCCUUAACCGGCACGAAAUCAAGGAGAGGCAACUUCAUCAUGAUUUCAUCGAGAGGAAGUACCCCCUAUCUCCCGAUCUGAAACUUGUCCACAGCAUGGCGGGACUAUGGAAGGAUGAGACGAAGCGUCGUAAAAGAAAAAUGCUCGGCAGAACACCGGGAAGCAGCCCGUUCCCUCCGGAGGCUUUAGUUUCUAUGUCUGCAGACCCACGCAAUUCACAGCCAUCCGGGUGGGUUCAUGAGGAAGAAUUCAGGGACCAGAUCCAGGGGUUAAUACAGCAAGAGCAUGAGCAGAGCAAUGGUGGAGAGGUUGCUUUUGAUACCUUCGUCAAGGACAUACCUUUAGGAUCUACUGUCAAAACUUUACUGCAGUCUGUCGAGGAUCUUUAUCCCGAUAACCUGGAAUCUAUGCUUGGUAUAACAAGCCAACGGUUUGAAAACGAUGAGAAUCCUACUAGCAGUAUCAUUGUGGAUGACAAACGCGAAGGGAAUCCCACAGGAGCAAACAGAUUGCCACAUCAGGAUACCGACAAUAGUGGUUCGCAUACCCGAUCUGACGCACUCAAGUCGAUAAGCUCGAGUAUCGACUCAGAAAAGGAGAAUCGUCCAGAACUACUUAUCAACGGAGUGUACGUUAGUUGCUUGCGUACUAAGAACCGACGACACAUCCCAGUCUCGGAUGUUCUGUUAGAUAUUGCAAAGGAGCAAGGAAUGGUGAGCAAAGCUCCUCAGGAUAUACAACAUACCCUGCCCAAAAGGGCCGCAAAGCGUGCACACUCGCCGUUUCAGGGAGAAAGGGAAGCAAAGCACCGUCGCGUAGGUUUUGCUUCUACUCUAAGUGCGGAUAAAACAAGCAUUAUAGAGAAACCAACAGCGAAUCCAAGAGAGCCAACCGGACGAGAGGUUCAAGUAAUAUCUACGCAGGCCACGCAAUUGAGAUCAAAGAAAACCCCAAAAGGAUCCGGAAACCAUACGCUUAAUUUUCCAGUCGUCAAGAACCCCAACGAUCCAAGCACCAGAUUGCGACUAAGCCAACAAACAAGCUCUCAGAAAAGUGACAAUGGCGAGCUUGAGAAGCACGUCAGAUUCAGCUCAUGGACUUCGACAGAUGCUGCUGCUCAAAACUCGAUUUUGCACACGGACAAACUGGAGCCUGAUAAUUAUAUGAAAGAGAGUACGAAAGGAAGGGAUAUUGUAAAUUUUAUCGAUGUUGGAUGUAUCCCUCGUCCCCAAGCGCAAUUCUUCAUUUUUGGUCAACCUCCACCCUCGGCAGAAGAGAUUUUGUCUACCAUGGAUUCUCUAGAUCGCCCUAGCGUCAUAUAUCAAGAUGCAUUCUAUAGCAACGAGAAAGAUGUCCCUCAAAGAGUUCGGGAGUAUGCUGGUCAGGAAUUUCGUCUUGAAGGCAAUACAUUGCCAUAUCUUCCAGAUUUUGACCCAACAGGAGCAUCUCCAGCCAAUUUUGGCGUGAAAUCGGAGGUGCCUAAUGAUGCCGAGAGGGAUGACCAGGUUUAUAAGAAACUACGUCAGGAAUGUUCACUAAGGAGCUGGGAAAUCGCGGAGCCGCCACCUAGUUUUGACGAAGUACGGACUUGGUGGGCGAAAACGCAGGAGAUGGCAAGCAAUUCCCAAGAGCCCGUAAUAAAACUUCGCGACCCUGAGCUCAAGCCAUAUCUAUCACAGAUUGACGGACCCACCCCUCGAAAUAAGCAUAACUUUAAGUAUUCCCAGAAAAAGAAGUCUACAAGUGUUCAGCAUGAAGCUCAAUACAUGAGUACGAUGAGCUUGGAGGUACACGUCAACACCAGGGGCAAGCUUUUUCCAAAUCCGGAAGAGGAUGAGGUUCAAUGUAUUUUCUGGUGCUCCAAGUCAGAUGAGAACUUCGCCACUGGUGAUAAUGCAUCAGAGUCGAUCCACUCAGGUAUCAUUGUUCUCUCCGAGGACGGGUGUUUGGCACGAAGAAUGCAAAAGCAGAGUCCAAUUCUAACUGAGAUUAUUGAAGAAUCAUCGGAACUCGACUUGAUGGUGAGGAUGGUCGAGAUUGUUAGGACGCACGACCCUGAUAUCCUUACUGGCUACGAAGUUCACGGUAGCUCCUGGGGAUAUUUAAUCGAAAGAGCAAGAUUCAAAUAUGACUAUAAUCUGUGCGACGAAUUCUCGCGGAUGAAGAAUCAGUCAUUCGGGCGAUUUGGAAAGGAAGCAGAUCGAUGGGGCUUCAACACUACUUCAACUAUUCGAGUUACGGGUAGACAUAUGGUCAAUAUCUGGCGUGCCAUGAGAUCGGAACUCAAUCUCCUUCAGUACACGAUGGAGAAUGUUGUGUGGCACUUGUUGCAUCGACGAAUUCCGCAUUACCCCUGGCAGACCUUAACGGAAUGGUAUGUCGGAGGGAGGCAUCAUGGCCUAGGCAAGCUCCUUCGAUAUUACCUGAGCCGAACAAAGCUCGACAUAGAGAUCCUUGAAGCAAACGAGCUCAUCCCACGUACAAGCGAACAAGCACGACUACUAGGUGUGGACUUCUUUUCUGUUUUCUCUCGCGGAUCCCAGUUCAAAGUAGAGUCGAUCAUGUUCAGAAUUGCAAAACCAGAAAACUUUAUAUUAGUUUCGCCCGAUAGAAAACAGGUCGGGGGUCAGAAUGCCCUUGAAUGUCUCCCUCUUGUCAUGGAACCUCAAAGUGCAUUCUACAAUAGUCCAUUAAUCGUCCUCGACUUUCAGAGUCUAUACCCUAGUGUCAUGAUCGCAUACAAUUACUGCUAUUCAACUUUCCUCGGUCGUAUUGUCAACUGGCGCGGUACGAACAAGAUGGGGUUUACGGAUUAUCAGCGGCAACAGAGGCUUUUGGAACUGCUUAAAGAUCACAUCAACAUAUCGCCUAACGGCAUGAUGUACUGCAAGGCAGAAGUUAGAAAGUCCUUAUUGGCAAAGAUGUUGACAGAAAUUCUGGAAACACGAGUGAUGGUGAAGAGCGGUAUGAAGCAGGAUAAAGACGACAAGACUCUGCAGAAGCUCCUCAACAAUAGGCAACUUGCUCUAAAGCUACUUGCAAACGUUACAUAUGGAUAUACGUCAGCCUCAUUCUCAGGUCGCAUGCCGUGCUCCGAAAUUGCAGAUAGCAUCGUGCAGACUGGACGUGAAACUCUCGAGAGAGCAAUAGCCCUAAUACAUUCGGUGGAAAAGUGGAAAGCAGAAGUCGUCUACGGCGAUACUGAUAGCUUAUUCAUCUAUCUACCGGGCAGGACUAAAAACGAGGCGUUUGACAUUGGCAACGAGAUUUCUAAAGCAGUUACAGACAUGAAUCCUCGGCCGAUCAAGCUUAAGUUCGAGAAAGUCUAUCACCCAUGUGUUUUGCUUGCGAAGAAGCGCUACGUCGGCUACAAGUACGAGAGCAAAGAUCAGGUCAAGCCUGACUUUGACGCAAAGGGUAUCGAGACGGUUAGGAGGGAUGGGACACCUGCCGAACAGAUGAUAGAGGAAAAGGCGCUCAAGAUCCUCUUCGAGACAGCUGACCUCAGUCAAGUUAAAUCCUAUUUCCAGAAACAAUGCGAAAAGAUUAUGCGCGGAGCUGUGUCGAUGCAAGACUUCUGCUUUGCGAGGGAGGUUAAGUUGGGAACUUAUAGCGACAAGGGAGCACCCCCACCAGGCGCCUUGAUCAGUACGAGGAAGAUGCUUGAAGAUGCGAGGGCGGAGCCUCAGUACGGCGAGCGGGUUCCUUACGUUGUUAUUUCGGGAGCCCCUGGAGCACGUCUUAUCGACCGCUGCGUGGCACCUGAGGAGCUACUUACUAGCCCGCAUCUUCAACUAGACUCAGAAUACUACAUCUCAAAGAAUCUAAUCCCGCCGCUCGAGCGCAUCUUCAACCUCGUCGGGGCUAACGUACGGCAGUGGUACGACGAAAUGCCCAAAGUACAACGGAUCCGGCGCGUGGAUCCGACUGCCUACGGCGGCGGGAAGAACCCAUUCGCCAAGAAGACGCUAGAAUCAUACAUGAAGGCCGCAGCCUGUCUAGUCUGCGGCUCAAAAGUUAAAACCGAGGGCUACUCGGUGUGCACGAGAUGUCGGCGCAACGCGCCAGCCUCGCUCCUCAAGUUGCAGGCGCAGCUUAAUCGCGAAGAGACGAAGUUAAUGGAGGUAACGAAGAUAUGCCAGAGCUGCGCGGGGCUCGCGCCGCUAGACAGCGUGCCUUGCGAUAGUAAGGACUGUCCUGUGUUUUAUACGCGAAUGAAGCAGGUCGCGCGGUACAUGGCGGAGAAGAGUGUUAUAGAGCCGGCUGUGAAGCAGCUUCUGGAGGGCGAGGUUGAGGUAGAGGAGUUGGAUUGGUAG